Molecule: messenger RNA, 2926 nt
Organism: Chrysoperla carnea
Lineage: Eukaryota; Metazoa; Arthropoda; Insecta; Neuroptera; Chrysopidae
Gene: Nt5b
Product: cytosolic purine 5'-nucleotidase
Exons: 7
Coding region: 161-2086 (641 amino acids)
Molecular function (GO): 5'-nucleotidase activity
Source: RefSeq, a predicted model, not a curated record
AUUUUCUUAUCUUUUCCAUAAAAAAAUGUUUAUUCUGAAGCAAUAACAUUAAUUACAAUCGUCAUACGAGAGACAUAAUUUAGUUCAUAAAUAAACUAUCUGUGAAAAUUUUUUAUUGUGAAUUGAAACGUUCAAGUGAGUGCUAGUGUCUGAUAACAAUAUGCCCGAAAUUUCUCAAGAUAUAUUUGAAAGUAUUUACCCGUUAGAACCACCAAUUUCAAGCGAUGAAUUACGUGCCCGCGCUAAUUCGAAUUCAUCCACAAAAGGUAUUUAUGGUAUAAAUAAACCGAAACGUUCAACAUCGGUGGGUUCGACAAGCUCGAUUCGACGAAAUGAUCGUAGUGAAAUUGAUUUAGAAAAUUUUAUUGAGGGUAAUUCGGAAAUAAAUCAAUGGAUUGAUCGACGACAAAUUUCACACAGAAUUUUUGUGAAUCGUAGUUUACAUUUAGAAAAUAUUAAAUACUAUGGCUUCGAUAUGGAUUAUACAUUGGCUGAAUACAAGUCACCAGAAUAUGAAAAAUUGGGCUUUGAUUUAGUGAAAACACGUUUAGUCUCUUUAGGAUAUCCAAAAGAAAUUUUAGAAUUUGAAUAUGAUAGUUCUUUUCCAAUACGUGGUCUUUGGUUUGAUACUUUGUAUGGUAAUUUAUUAAAAGUGGACUCAUACGGCAAUAUUUUAGUUUGUGUACAUGGAUUUGAAUUUUUAAAGCAAUCGCAAGUAUAUGAAUUAUAUCCAAAUAAAUUUUUACAGUUAGACGAAUCACGUGUAUACGUAUUAAACACCCUAUUCAACUUACCCGAAACGUAUUUAUUAGCAUGUCUAAUCGAUUAUUUCACAAAUUCACGACAGUAUACCGCCUCAGUGAAUGGUAUCAAAGUUGGAGAACUCUUUAUGAGCUAUCAAUCAAUCUUUCAAGAUAUACGUGGCGCUGUCGAUUGGGUGCAUAUACAGGGUGACUUUAAAGAGAAAACAAUACAAAAUAUUGAACGUUAUGUAAAGAAAGAUGAACGUUUACCAAUGUUCUUAAAUCGUAUACGUGAGAGUGGUGCAAAAAUAUUUUUAUUGACGAAUAGUGAUUAUAAAUAUACGGAUGCAAUUAUGUCAUAUUUGUUCGAUUUUCCACAUGGUGCACGCGCAGAUGAACCUCACCGUAAUUGGAAAACAUAUUUUGAUAUAAUUGUCGUGGAUGCACGCAAACCUUUGUUCUUUGGUGCUGGUACAAUCUUUCGACUGGUGGAUACUGAAACAGGAGAAUUGAAAAUUGGUACACAUACAGGACCAUUAAAAGGGAAUGAAGUUUAUUCUGGAGGUUCGUGUGAUGUAUUUACUGACUUUAUUGGUGCAAAAGGUAAAGAUGUUUUAUACGUUGGUGAUCAUAUUUUCGGUGAUAUAUUAAAAAGUAAAAAAAUUCGUGGAUGGCGAACAUUUUUAAUUGUACCAGAAUUAGUACAAGAAUUACAUGUAUGGACUGACAAAUGUCAAUUAUUCACAGAGUUGCAGGAAUUGGAUAUAAAACUUGGUGAAAUGUACAAAAAUUUAGACAGUAGUACAAAAGAAAAGCCCGAUAUUUCAAAAUUACGUAGUUCAAUAAGGGAUGUUACACAUAAAAUGGAUUUGUCAUAUGGUAUGUUAGGAAGUUUAUUCAGAUCUGGAUCCAGGCAAACAUUUUUCUCCGCUCAGGUGGUACGUUAUGCCGAUUUAUACGCAGCUACAUUUAUGAAUUUAAUUUACUAUCCAUUCUCAUACAUGUUCCGUGCACCUGCCAUGUUAAUGCCACACGAAAGUACCGUAGCUCACGAACAACGCUAUGUAGCCGAUACACCAAUCCUAAAUCGGGCACGUACCGUAUCAAAUAGUGGUAUGCCAAAGGAACUUAUUCAAGAAGUCGAAGAAGAAGAUACAAGUGUAAAGAUAAGUAAAUUAACACGUGCAAAUAGCACAAUUCCACAUGUGCGAGCGGAAACCCCAAGAACAGUUACCCAUCACCAUGAUGACGAUUACGAUGAAGAUGAUAGCGAUGGCAGCAAAGAAAGUGUAAAAAAUGAACAGAAAUUAAAAUCGACUAGUGACGGCGUCGAAAAUAAAUAAAUAUAAUACCAUAAAAAUGUCCUCUGUUCUUCCUACUGUUUUUUUCUUUUUUGUUUCGAAAAUGUGUACAAUAAAAAUAUGAAAUAUACUAUUUUAUAGCACGAUUCGUCGAAAGCAAGUUUAUUAAUCGUAGGGAAUCGAAAAUUCGGGUUAGCUUUUAAAUUCGAAUUUAAUUUAUUUUUCCGAAUCUCAGACUAAAGAUUAAUUAUACGUUUUUGUAAGUAUAAUAAUUACAAAACUAUUAUUUGUAAUAUGGUAACUCCAGAAUUCGAUUUAUAUUUUGUUUUUAUUGUUUAAAAGCGGACAUUAACUGAAUGCUUUUUUUCUUAGUCGAUGGGAUUCUAUUUUUUAGUGAUUUAAUUUUUAUAAUUACGAAUUUAAAAGUGAAAUCGAAUUUUUUUUUAUAGAAUUUGCGUUUUUUUAAAAAUAAGACGACUACCAAGUAGUUUAAAGUACUGACAGAAUUUUUUCGUAGAUUGUUAGAAUCAUCUAAUCUAAUAAGAAAUGGCUAUAAGUGAAAUCUACAGUAACUUGUUCGAACACGAACAAGUUAAGACGAAUGAUGUGUUAACUCUUUAAAGCUUUAAUCUGAACAAAGAUGCUUCCAUUUUUGAAAAAUUACGUGAAAAAAAUAAGCACAAAGUUUAAGAAAAAAAUGUUAUCAGGGUUUAAUGAAUGCCUAAAUUAUAAAAAUAGUGCUUAAGUUUAAAAAAUUUAGCCAAGUGCAGGUUUCGAACUAAACUUCCCAGGUUCGAAAAGUUCUUCAAAUUUCAAUCAAUUUUAUUAUGAGAAAAUUAAUUACGCUCAAAAACUUUAUUAUUUUUUAAUUUAGAUUUUAGA